Sorex fumeus (smoky shrew) is the source of this 1370-nucleotide messenger RNA. It is a transcript of the gene TASL, whose product is annotated as TLR adaptor interacting with endolysosomal SLC15A4. The record is from RefSeq and is a predicted model, not a curated record. NCBI's taxonomy places the organism in Eukaryota, Metazoa, Chordata, Mammalia, Eulipotyphla, Soricidae. The transcript is spliced from 2 exons. Gene Ontology annotation, biological process: regulation of toll-like receptor signaling pathway. The coding region runs from base 100 to 996 and encodes 298 amino acids.
GGGAAUAUUUCUGAAAGAAGUGCUGACCGCCACACUGAACUCUAUAUGGUCAACCACUGUGCUUCUACAGGACCAACGGAACACAUUGGUUAGUGAAGAAUGCUGUCAGAAGGAUAUCUCAGUGGACUUGCCUACUGGAACGAUAUUCACUGGAGUUGUGCACCUUAUAACAAGCAGGUGGUUGAGGAAAACGAGGCAGAGACAAACUCUGCAGCUGCUCUCUCCUACUCCUCUGUGGAUAACACGCAGGUCAGGAGUCUCUAUGUAGGCUGCAAAUCCUCUAACAACUUUGUUUCUUCAGUGCAUUCAAGAGAGAGCCAACACAGUAGAAAUCAGAGCUUCUCAGUGCUGCAGACAUACUCAAAUCCUGUGUUUGAGAGCCCAAGCUUGGCUGCCGAUGAAACAUGCAGAGACCUCAGCAGAGAGACUUACUUGGUUCCACCUUCCUGCAAAAGUAUUUGCAAGAAUUACAAUGACUUACAUAUUGCAGGGGGCCAGGUCAUGGCCAUUAAUUCUGUGGUAACAGAUUUUCCUUCUGAGAGCAGUUUUGAAUAUGGCCCCUUGCUAAAAUCAUCUGAGAUUCCUUUACCCAUGGAGGAUUUCAUUUCCACUCAGCCUAGUGACUUUCCCCCCAAACCGAUCAAGCAGUAUUCAUCUUACUGGAAGAUAACCAGCAUCAAAGAGAAAAACAGCCUGCAAAUGCAGAAGCCUAUCUCUAACGCAAUGCUGAAUGAGUACCUGGAGCAGAAGGUGGUAGAGUUAUAUAAGCAGUACAUUAUGGAUACUGCAUUUAAUGACAGUUCUCCAACCCAAAUUCUGGCAUCUGAACUCAUCAUGACAAGUGUGGACCAAAUUAGCCUUCAAGUGUCUCGAGAGAAGAAUUUGGAGACAUCCAAGGCUAAGGAUAUAGUCAUUAACCGCCUCUUACAGUUGGUGUCUACAGAAAUCAGUACUCCUAGCCUCCAUAUUUCUCAGUAUAGCAAUGUGAAUCCAUAGAGAGGAUACUUCCAUUCCUCUUUCUCAACUACUCUAACCUAGAGCAACACUUUAUUCAUUUCUUCUGAGAAAGUGCCAGAAGGUAUAUUAGAGUAAUCAUGAGAAGUAAAGGUGGACUGGAAGUCAGAUGUAACUAAGAGGCAAUCGCUUAAUAUUGCCUAUGAUGAAGGAAUGUGGGAAGAGGAGUCAUAGAAAAUUAUUUCAAAGAGAGGGUAGUAAAAUAACUGAAAAUGAUUAAAAGAAAUGGCAUGACUCGUUUAAAAUAAGAAAUUUAAAGAGACAUCGAGAAAAAGAAGUCAAAUGUGAAAGCACACCAAAGCAAACACCAAAAAAAAAUCAAAAUUUGAGGAUAACGGGUUAAUAAUGUUUCUUAU